UGUGAGCACAGGAAUCAACACAGACCAACCUAUCAAAAUGAUGAAGCUGGUGGUGUUGUCUUGCGUAUUGGCGGCGGCCUCCGCCACGGGUUUGUUUGGGGGUUACAUAUCACCAUACACACCCUUGGCCUACGCCGCACCUUACUACCAGCCUUACAACUACCGGGGGCCACUAUCCCUCGCUCCCGGCCAGCCCGCCAACAUCUUGGGCGCUGAUGGCAGGCCUUUGGACACUCUUGAAGUUAACUUGGAUCGGUCAGCUCACCUUACUGCCAAGGCUCUCGACAGUGGUAUCCAUCUGCUGAAGAAACGAUCGGUCUUCGCUGCCCCCCUUAUCGCACCCUUUGCUCGUCUCGCCUACGCCGCUCCACUCAUAGCUCCCUCCAACUACCGUGGCCCACUUUCCCUCGCCCCCGGUCAGCCCGCCAACAUCUUGGGCGCUGACGGCAGGCCUUUAGACACUUUAGAUGUGAACUUGGACCGUGCUGCACACUACACUGCUAAGGCCUUUGACAGAGCCCACAUCUUGAAGAAGCGGUCUGCCGCCUUCAUCGCCCCUGUCGCUGCUGUAGCUCCCGUGGCCGUCGCCCGCACUCCACUGUUCGCUCACAGCUACGCCUACACCGCUCCAGCUGUUGCCCGGAUAAGCCCAAUCACAUACGCUACACCUUUCACUCAUUACUUUUGAAUCAUCAACGAAAUUAUAAAACGCAAUAAAAUUGUUUAAAUAACCAA
This is a messenger RNA of Pieris brassicae (large cabbage white), 735 nucleotides long. RefSeq lists its product as uncharacterized. Bases 38 to 688 code for a protein of 216 amino acids. NCBI's taxonomy places the organism in Eukaryota, Metazoa, Arthropoda, Insecta, Lepidoptera, Pieridae. The transcript has a single exon. The record is from RefSeq and is a predicted model, not a curated record.